Molecule: messenger RNA, 857 nt
Organism: Thelazia callipaeda (thelaziosis nematode)
Lineage: Eukaryota; Metazoa; Nematoda; Chromadorea; Rhabditida; Thelaziidae
Source: the annotation of a GenBank genome assembly
AUGUCACCUACAUCUUUAUCAUAUAAACAUUUGCAACGACGUCUGCGACGGACAUUGUACUGUGGCAAUGAACGGAUGAAGUCAUUACCAUUACCACUUUCAGAACUGGCUGCAGAUUAUUUCAAUAAGCAUUGUCCAUAUGAUUAUAUGAAUUUGGAUUAUGCAACCUCGUUAACACGUGGUGGUUGUGUGGAUGCUUGCACAUUUUUAGUGGCGAUGGUAUACCUUGAUCGUAUGAGGGCUGUUGGAAAGAAGUUUUUUGAAGCAACUGACCCUAAUGAGAUGUAUCUUUCAGCACUCAUAAUUGCUAAUAAAUAUCUUCAUGACUACGGUGAGAAAGAAUUUAUUUAUACUAAUGAAUGGGCAGCAUGUGCGAGCACUUCCAUAAAAGAAAUAAAUAAAAUAGAACUGCAGCUGCUUAAUGCCAUGCAGUGGAAUGCAAAUGUAAGUCAUGAAGAGUUUUCUUGCGUGCUGCGAGAUGUUGAAGUUUGGAUUGCAAGGGACAGUUUUUCAAAGCGUGGAUUUUGUACGUAUAAUGAAAUAGCUAUACUGGGAUCGAAGCUGAAUUUUAUAGUGGUUUUCGUCAAGCCGUUUUUGAUUUCGCUUGCCGUUUUUAGUGCUAUUUAUACGGUAGCAGUUGGAGCAUUAUUUGUAACCUCACAAAUUGUAAUCUUAUCAAACAUGCAACGUGGACUGAUAAAAAACGAUAGACCAUCAUCAUCUCCAACGUAUUCUUUCAAUUUUGGAAAUUUAACUCAAAUCUUACCAACGCUGCAUUUGGAGUUGAUGAAAACUGCCUACAAAUAUGAUGUAGCAAACAUUCCUCUCUCAUUUUGGAUCAGAUAUCGUUAUUGAAU